AUGAAUUCCCCUGCUAAUGCUUUUAUAUCACAUUCAAAUAGUGAAUCUGGUCUCUCCAAUAAUGAAGAGAUUGUGUCUGUAUUUAUUCCUGUUGAAACUUCCUCUAUGAAGGAAGCUCGUCUAGAUAAAUUGGCAGCCCAGAUACUUGGGAGGUGCACUGGUAGAGUAUUGCCCAGGGUUCAUCUUGCACUCAUUAAGGUUCUUUUUGGUGAGGUAUUAUCAAAGCUCAGCAUUGACCCCAAAGAAUCAAAACCCAGGCGCGGGAGAAAGAAGGACACUGAGAGCCAUGUUUCAACAAAGGAAUUUAACUUUGAUAUGCUAACUGCUAACAAGUUGACUUGGCCAGAGUUGGCUAGAAGGUAUAUGUUAGCUAUUUCUUCCAUAAAUGGGUGCAUGGAUGUGUAUGAUAUUUCCAGUCGAGAAGGGAUGAAGCUAUUCCGCUGCCUACACGGUGAUGGUGGCAUACUGUGCAGAGCAGUACCUGGGGUUGCCGGCAUGGAGAAGGAUGCCCGCUGCUUCUGGAGGCGGAGAAUUUGA
Messenger RNA from Triticum turgidum subsp. durum (durum wheat), 537 nucleotides. The record is from the annotation of a GenBank genome assembly. Lineage: Eukaryota; Viridiplantae; Streptophyta; Magnoliopsida; Poales; Poaceae.